Molecule: messenger RNA, 1623 nt
Organism: Trichechus manatus latirostris (Florida manatee)
Lineage: Eukaryota; Metazoa; Chordata; Mammalia; Sirenia; Trichechidae
Product: olfactory receptor 11H7-like
Biological process (GO): G protein-coupled receptor signaling pathway
Cellular component (GO): membrane
Molecular function (GO): G protein-coupled receptor activity; olfactory receptor activity
Source: RefSeq, a predicted model, not a curated record
AGUUCAAGAUUUCUUAAUAUCGGAAGAAGAUGUAAUUUAACUGACGCUGUCCACUGCCACAGAAAGUUCAGGUAGCCUGGAAAUGUAUAUUUACAAAGAAUCAGGGCCAAAGGAUUCAUUCGGAACAGGGAAGAAUUUGUUCAAGACUUUUUUUAGAACAUCCAUAUGUUUGCCUGCAUGAAUCAAAUUCUCUGUCCCAAGAAAAGCUUCAGGUUGCCUCAGCAGCAAAGUCAAUUGUCAUUAUCUGUCUUCUCUCCACAGUCUGAGGGCCAUGAAUAAGUCAAGGAUAUCUACUGUAACACAUUUUGUCCUGCUGGGCUUUCCUUGGUCCAAAAAGGAAAUCAUCCUUUUCUUGAUGGUUUUGUUGAUCUACAGCUUGACUUUAACUGGGAAUAUGGCCAUCAUUUGUGCAGUAAGAUGGGACCCACGACUCCAUACCCCUAUGUACAUGCUCCUGGCCAACUUCCCCUUCCUAGAAAUCUGGUAUGUGACCUGCACAGUUCCCAACAUGCUGGUUAAUUUUCUUUCCAAAACCAAGAACAUUUCCUUCUCUGGAUGCUUCAUUCAAUUCUACUUCUUCUUUUCCCUGGGCACAACUGAAUGCUCCUUCCUCUGUGUCAUGGCUUAUGAUCAGUACCUGGCCAUCUGCCACCCACUGCAUUAUCCCUUCAUCAUGAUUGGGAGGCUCUGUGGCAUUCUGGUGUCUCUUUGUUGGCUCAUCGGUUUCCUUGGACAUUUAAUUCUCCUUUUCUUCAUUUCCCAACUACCUUUUUGUUGUCCCAACAUCACUGAUCACCUCCUGUGUGAUGUGGACCCACUGAUGGCCCUGUCCUGUGCCCCUAAACCCAUCAUACAGCAUGUAUUCCACUCUGUGAGCUCUCUUAUUAUCUUUCUCACCAUUUUCUACAUCCUUGGGUCUUAUUCCCUGGUGCUCAGAGCUGUGAUUCAAGUCCCUUCUUCAGCUGGUUGGCAAAAAGACUUCUCUAUGGUGAUGUAUGUGACUCCCACAUCUGGUAAUUCCAUUGCUAUGCAGAAGAUCAUCACACUGAUAUACUCUAUAGUGACACCAGUCUUAAACCCUAUCAUCUACAGCCUACGAAACAAGGACAUGAAAUAUGCCCUCCAUCAUGGCCUUUGUGGGAUGAGAAUUAUCCAAAGCUCAUGAAUAGGUUUUGUAUAACCCAAGUAAUCUAUUACUGUAAGUGGGAGAAUAAUCCUGUUUCUCCAAUUCAAACUGACUUUGCUUUAUUCAUAACCAUCACAGAUCUUUUGUGCAAAGCAAAAUUCAUCAUGUAUUGAUCAUAUGUUGAUUCCCUUUUAGUUUCAGAAAUGUGUUUCCAUGGGGAGAAAAGAUUAGCCCCCAAAAAAUGGUAAAAAUAACUCUUAAAAAUCUUAAUAUUUACCAAGGAAGGUUUUUAUUUGUUUAAUGUCCACUCAACUUUGGAAAGAGAAAUGAAUCAAAUUAUUUUCUUAUAUGGUUUUCUACCACUUGUUUUAAAAGGCAUGUAACAAUAUGCCUGUUGUCUUGUAUUUUUGGCAGAAACUCCACACAUCAAUGUUGGAGAUACUAAGAGAUUAUGAAUUGGUGUCUCACAACUCUUAGCUCAUCAUCCUCAUUAACAG